Sphaeroforma arctica JP610 is the source of this 498-nucleotide messenger RNA. RefSeq lists its product as hypothetical. Lineage: Eukaryota; Ichthyosporea; Ichthyophonida. The record is from RefSeq and is a predicted model, not a curated record. Gene Ontology annotation, molecular function: GTPase activator activity. The transcript is spliced from 3 exons. Bases 1 to 498 code for a protein of 165 amino acids.
AUGACCAGACCCAAACCUCACCAGCCCAUUCAGAAUACUAAGAGUAGGGCAUCAUUCCUUGUUAUUUGUCCACUAUUCGCAGGUGGCUGGGUGUAUAAGAAGAGUGCCAGGUUCAGCGGGUUUAACAAGCGAUGGAUUGUGGUUGAGAAUGGGGUGCUGCAUAUAGGUCCGUCGCAACACAACCUACCCCUGCAAGAGGCCAAGCCAACCAAGCAGAUACCACUGUACACGUGCACAGUCAAGGAGGUGCGCACGACGUUUCCCAAGUAUUCGUUCACCGUCAUCUCACCCAGUCACUCGUGGACGUUUGCGGUCAUGAGUGAGUUCAGCCACAACGCAUGGAUCUCUUGCAUACGCAACGCCAUCAGCGAAGCUUUAUCGGUGUGUGGUAUUGAAUGUCACACGACGCUGUUUGCGCAGACGUGGGAGUUCAGCUACAACGUCUGUUUCUGCCGCGUAUGCACUACUAUCAACGUGGCUGAGUGUGGUAUGCGUUAA